AUGGUGGCAACGGAGGGGCUGCGGGAGAUGGAGAGCAGCGCGCUGCGGCGCCUCGUGGGCCGCGACGAGGCGGGCUCGGGCGCCGGGAGGUGCCUGGUGCUGGACUGCCGCCCUUUCCUGGCGCACAGCGCCGGCCACAUCCGCGGCGCCCUCAACGUGCGCUGCAACACGAUCGUGCGCCGGCGGGCCAAGGGCGCCGUGAGCCUGGAGCAGAUCCUGCCGGCCGAGGGCGAGGUGCGGGCGCGGCUCCGCGCGGGGCUCUACGCCGCCGUGGUGGUGUACGACGAGCGGAGCCCCCGCGCCGAGGCGCUGCGCGACGACAGCACCGUGGCGCUCGUGGUGCGCGCGCUGCGCCGCGACACGGCGCGCGCCGACAUCCGCCUCCUCGCAGGGGGCUACGAGCGGUUCUCCUCCGAGUACCCUGAAUUCUGUGCCAAAAGCAAGUCGCUGAGCAGCGGGUCGCCCCCCACCAGCGCCGAACCCCUGGAUCUGGGCUGCAGUUCCUGCGGGACCCCGCUGCAUGACCAGGGUGGACCAGUGGAAAUCCUUCCUUUCCUCUACCUUGGCAGUGCCUACCAUGCCGCCCGGCGGGACAUGCUGGAUGCACUGGGCAUCACGGCCCUGCUGAACGUCUCCUCAGACUGCCCCAAUCACUUUGAGGGGCACUUCCAGUACAAGUGCAUCCCUGUGGAGGAUAACCACAAGGCCGACAUCAGCUCCUGGUUCAUGGAGGCAAUCGAGUACAUUGAUUCGGUGAAGGAGUGCUGUGGCCGGGUCCUGGUCCACUGCCAGGCUGGCAUCUCCCGUUCAGCCACCAUCUGCCUGGCUUACCUGAUGAUGAAGAAGCGCGUGAAGCUGGAGGAGGCCUUUGAGUUUGUCAAGCAGCGCCGGAGCAUCAUCUCCCCCAACUUCAGCUUCAUGGGGCAGCUGCUGCAGUUCGAGUCACAGGUCUUGGCUACCUCCUGCGCGGUGGAGGCCGCCAGCCCCUCGGGGACACUGCGGGAACGGGGCAAGGCCACCUCCACCCCCACCUCCCAGUUUGUCUUCAGCUUCCCGGUGUCUGUGGGGGUCCACGCCGCCCCCAGCAGCCUCCCGUACCUGCACAGCCCCAUCACCACGUCGCCCAGCUGUUAGCUCAGGGGCCGAGGCCGGCCGGGCGUGCGGGGCCGAGCGCGGAGAGGGCAGGCGGGCGCAGAGCCCCGCGAUGUUAAGCAAUAGUGUCGGACACUGCCGUUCACCCGGGACCCCACGGGGGUCUUUUUCGUAGAGAAAUUUCUUACCUCAUUUUUUUGUUGUUGUUGUUGGUGGGGUUUUUUGUUGUUGUUGUUGUUGUUUUAACUUUAUGGAAAAGUUGAGCAGGGAAGUUGGGAAAGCCACAAACUGGGACAGUGCCCAGGCUCUGGUUUUGGGGGGGAGGGAAAAAAACACUGGCUUUCCCCAAGUGCCUGGUAUAAAAAUCUCUGUCCGUCCCUACUUGUUUUUUUAAAAGUAAAAAGAGGAAAAAAAAAAAUCUCCCCCGACCCUUCUCUUUCCCACUCCUGCCUCCUUUGGCUUUUAACAGGGCUUGGAAAGGGAGCGAGCGAUUUCCAUCACGCGCUGCUCUUCCCCCACGGCGCCAGAGGCAGCUGCCUGAGCAUCCUCUGGGGCUCCCUUCCACCCCCCCCCCCAAUAUCCCGCAAGAGGCCGGUUUGUGUGGCUGCUGU
Molecule: messenger RNA, 1703 nt
Organism: Rhea pennata
Lineage: Eukaryota; Metazoa; Chordata; Aves; Rheiformes; Rheidae
Gene: DUSP4
Product: dual specificity phosphatase 4
Exons: 4
Coding region: 1-1134 (377 amino acids)
Biological process (GO): negative regulation of MAPK cascade; endoderm formation; protein dephosphorylation
Cellular component (GO): nucleus; cytoplasm
Molecular function (GO): MAP kinase tyrosine phosphatase activity; protein tyrosine/threonine phosphatase activity; MAP kinase tyrosine/serine/threonine phosphatase activity
Source: RefSeq, a predicted model, not a curated record